Messenger RNA from Malassezia sympodialis ATCC 42132, 912 nucleotides. It is a transcript of the gene ERV29, whose product is annotated as protein ERV29. The record is from RefSeq and is a predicted model, not a curated record. Gene Ontology annotation, biological process: Golgi organization. Gene Ontology annotation, cellular component: endoplasmic reticulum; endoplasmic reticulum-Golgi intermediate compartment; membrane. NCBI's taxonomy places the organism in Eukaryota, Fungi, Basidiomycota, Malasseziomycetes, Malasseziales, Malasseziaceae.
AUGUCGUACGGUCAUUCGUCUUUUGUGCCGCCGCCGCACAUGCAAAACAACAUGUACGCGACACGGCCGUCCUCGUCAUACAAGUCGCCAUGGAUGGAGACGCUCGAGGAGUACUCCUCCAAGGCGGAGGAUAUUAUGGACAUUAUCUCUCAACCAAUCCGUCCGUAUAUCCCGGCUCUGGGCCGCUUCCUGAUUGUGGUGACGUUCCUAGAGGAUGCUCUGCGAAUCACCACACAAUGGAAUGAUCAGAUCACUUUCUUACAUCGCUACCGCGGCAUGCCCUUCUUCAUUGCAGCCCUCUUCCUCAUCAUCAACGUGGUCCUCAUGACGGCGUCGUCGAUCUGUGUUAUUAUUCGCCGCUUCGCAGAAAUUUCUGUGGGCUCGUUGCUCUUCGUGAUUGUGUUCCAAGGUCUUGGGUAUGGCCUAAUCACCGACUUUAACUUUUUCCUCCGCAACCUCUCGGUGGUGGGCGGCCUACUGAUGGUAUUCUCGGACAGCUUGGCACACCAGCGGAAGAACUUGUUUGCUGGGUUGCCAACUAUGAGCGAGACAGACAGGCGUGUCUACUUCCAGCUGGCUGGCCGUGUUCUUUUGAUUGUCUUGUUUAUUGGUUUCGUAUUCCAGGGCGAGUGGGGCUUCUUCCGCGUGGCUGUGUCGAUCCUAGGUCUGGGUGCGUGCAUCAUGGUGGCAGUCGGCUUCAAAGCGCGCUACAGCGCCAUGUUCCUGGUGUUGCUUUUGAGCAUUUUGAACAUUGCCGUGAAUAACUUCUGGACGGUGCACUCGGCGCACCCGCAGCGCGACUUUUUGCGCUACGACUUCUUCCAGACGCUCUCGAUCGUCGGCGGCCUGAUCCUGUUGGUGAGCAUUGGCCCUGGUGGGUUCUCGAUGGACGAGCGCAAGAAGGUCACAUAA